AUGAUCUAUGAUUCUAAUGGUGUGACCUUUGACGAGGCAAAGACAAGGUGUAGUGGCAUCGACGCACACCUAGCAAAGAUUCGAUCCAAGGAGCAGCAAGAUGAGAUAGAAGACGUGCUUGUAUCAAGUGGAUAUGGUGUUCAUGGCAUUUGGUUUGGUUUAAACGAUAUCGCGGUAGAAGGUACUUGGGUGUUUACGGAUGGCGAACCAAUUGGAUAUUCUAACUGGUACCUAAAUUAUCCGCAACAAGAUAAGGUUUGCCUCCUAUCGCAGACUGCGGGAGAUCAAGUGUUGCCACAGUCGGACUCCCUGAUGAAUAUGGCGGGAUCGACGACUAAAGCAAGACUUUCACAGUCGUCCAUUUCCGAGGUGUUGGAGGCAUUGGUUUCUACCUCAUAA
Saccoglossus kowalevskii is the source of this 399-nucleotide messenger RNA. Its product is annotated as alpha-N-acetylgalactosamine-specific lectin-like. The record is from RefSeq and is a predicted model, not a curated record. Lineage: Eukaryota; Metazoa; Hemichordata; Enteropneusta; Harrimaniidae.